This is a messenger RNA of Ananas comosus (pineapple), 1394 nucleotides long. RefSeq names its product VQ motif-containing protein 4-like. Bases 415 to 1176 code for a protein of 253 amino acids. NCBI's taxonomy places the organism in Eukaryota, Viridiplantae, Streptophyta, Magnoliopsida, Poales, Bromeliaceae. The record is from RefSeq and is a predicted model, not a curated record. The transcript has a single exon.
UGGAGACGUGCAUGUACAUUCAUGUACCACCGCAACGACUACAUCAAAUCAAAGGAGAAAGAGGAAUAAGAAUAAGCGCAGGAGAAGAAGAAGAAGCAGGAGAAGAAGAAGAAGAAGAGGGGAGAAGAGGGGAGAAGGGCAAAACAGUAAUUUCAAAGGGCUUCACAUUGAAGGGGUCCCUGAAGUCAAUGGCUCCAGCCUUUUUCUCCACGGACAUCCUUGUCUACUUCCUCCCAUAAAUUUCCCGGAAUUAAUUAUUUGGCCGGAAACCGUUGUGCAUUUUCCCAUGAAAAUUAACACUUCCCCAAAAAUCUCUUCCCCCAUUCCCCCCCACCUCCUCCUCCUCCUCUUCUUCCUCUCAAUAGAGACUCUCUGACAGAGAGAGAGAGAGAGAGAGAAAAAGAAAAAGAGAGAAUGGAAACUCACCCCUCUCCCCAACCCACUUCCCCGAACUCCACUUCCUCCUCCUCCUCCUCCUGCAACAACAACAACAACAACAACAACAAGAACAACAAUGCCACAACACCAUUAGCAUCAAAGACACCCACAACCCCGAUUUCCGCAGCUGCUCCUGUAAUCUUACCCAGAUUACCAAAUAUGAAUUCGAAAUCCGUCGAUUCGAAUCCGUAUCCGACGACCUUCAUCCAGGCCGACACCGCGUCCUUCAAACAAGUCGUCCAGAUGCUCACCGGCUCCGCCGCGGCCGCCGGGAAGCACGCCGUGGCCCCGUCGUCGCUCCCCAGAAACGCCGUCCUGCCGCCGAAGAGGCCGGCUUUCAAGCUCUACGAGCGCCGCAGCGGACUCAGGAACCUCAAAACCAUCAGCCCGCUCGCGCCCGCCUCCCGCAACUCCGCCUCCGGCUUCUCCCCCCGCCGCCGGCAGCAGCAGCAGCAGCAGCAGCAGCCGGAGAUUUUGUCGCCCAGCGUGCUCGACUUCCCGGCCCUGGCGCUCAGCCCCGUCACGCCGCUGAAUCCCGAUCCGUUCAAUCGGUCGCCGCAGCCCAAUUCGGCGGCGGCGGUGGCCGACGAGGAGAGGGCGAUCGCGGAGAAGGGCUUUUACUUGCACCCCUCCCCACGGAGCGCGGAGCCGCCGCGGCUGCUGCCGCUGUUCCCGGUGACCUCGCCGAGGGCCUGCCCGGCCUCCGCCGCGGCUACCGCUACAGGAUCUUUUCCCUGAAGCCACCGCCACGUAAAAAAAAAUUAUACAGUACUUUUCUGUUUGUAGCGACGGACGGAUGAUGUAUUUUCAGAGAUGCGGUGUUUCAAUUUGAACCGCUUCAAUUGUUGUUAUAAUGCAAUCUCUCUUUGAAUUCUCUCUUGUGGCUCCGUCAGGAGAAGUUAAUUGUAAGUGAUGAUUAAUUUUAACAUGCAUGAUUUGCCUAAGAUUUAGAUAAA